UUCAAAAUCUGAAGCCAAAGAUCUGCUGUGCAUUUUCGCUUUUCUUUCUACAAAACACCCGAAUAGUGACUUGCUAAAACGUAUAGAGAAAUGUAAAGAAGGAAAGUGGCGAAAUGCGUCUGCUCCUGCAGCAACAAAAAAAUUAACGAAACUGGCUAAGUAUUUUCCUGAAUUAGCUUCAUUGCUUGAUUCUAUGGACAGUUAUUCUUUAUGUGAACCUGAGAAAAAAAGAUUGAAGUUUUCUAACGAUGAUGAGCCACAAGUUUCUGAAAAAACUUUCGUUGAUUUUGGCACUCAAGUUGAAAGAACUUUCGUUGAUUUCGGUACUCAAGUUGAAAGAACUUUCGUCGAUUUCGGCACUCAAGUUGAAAGAACUUUCGUCAAUUUCGGCACUCAAGUUGAAAGAACUUUCAUCGAUUUCGGCACUCAAGUUGAAAGAACUUUCAUCGAUUUCAGCACUCAGGUUGAUUUACUUAAAAAAAAAGCUUGCGCCGAUUUUGGAUCUCAA
This is a messenger RNA of Racocetra persica, 508 nucleotides long. Lineage: Eukaryota; Fungi; Glomeromycota; Glomeromycetes; Diversisporales; Gigasporaceae. The record is from the annotation of a GenBank genome assembly.